This is a messenger RNA of Brassica rapa (field mustard), 6432 nucleotides long. RefSeq lists its product as uncharacterized. NCBI's taxonomy places the organism in Eukaryota, Viridiplantae, Streptophyta, Magnoliopsida, Brassicales, Brassicaceae. The record is from RefSeq and is a predicted model, not a curated record.
GCGAGAACAGGGAUGGAGCCGCAGAGAAAACUAACGAUCUCCAUCUUUUUGAGGCAUUAAAAGUCUCUCAACCUCUUGAUGGUUCUUGGAAGAUACGGUAAGGGCAUGGUGGAGAUUUUGAAGAAAGCGAUUGCUCCAUGCCAUUUUCUGAAAUAUAAUUCUUAAAAUCAAAAGAAUAACAACUAAUUUUCUUAUCGUAGACAACAUAGGCAAUGAUACUAAUGAUUGAAUGCUCCACUAUUGAAAGUAAAAAUUGAAGUUAUAAUGAACAACCUUACGUGUUUCACAAUAUUGAUACUUUGUGGUUGACAGCGACGGGGUGCUUGAUUUUGCGAUUUUGAGAUUUUGCUUGCCAUUUAUACAAUUAGGUUUACACAUAUGGCUUUAUGUAGGAGGAGUAGAAAGGGGAGGCGGAACGAAAAACUGAAGAAGAAUUUAAAGUUGAUAAUUGAUUGAUGAGGAGAAGUUCAAAGUAACGUUAAAACUCAUGGAUUGGAGAAGACGGAGUGGGAUUGACAAAAAAAAAAGAUUGACAAAAAAAAGGAGAAGACGGAGUGGAAGAGUUAUUGACUCUCAAAACUUGAGCCGUAAAAGAAUUUGUCAAAAGGGUGGUGAUGGGCUGAAUUAUUGUUUUUACAAAGCCCACACGAAAUGCUCAUUAUAACUCAGCUCAAAUGACAUGGCAAAAAGCCAAUCUCUGAUUGGUCCGAAUUUUUAAUCCUAUGUGGCAUGCAUCUCCAUGGCUUAUAUAUUGCUUUUAGUAUUGUAUAGAUAUCUUCCAGAAGAAAAAAAAGUAUUAACAACAUGUAACACAAAACACAUAAUGAUUCAAUAAAUAUAUCUAUCUUGAUCCAAAACUAUAGCACACGAUACUUUUUUAACUAAUACAUAUAUUAUAUUAUGUUUUUUCUGUCCCAUAAUAAAUUUAUAGUAAAUUUAAAAUUAAUACUUAUAUUACUCGAUAUAGCAAAUGAAAACAAUAUACGAGGUAAUAGAAUAAGUAAAACAGCCACUAAUUAUACAUGGAAACUGAAAUUUUAUUUAAAAUACAAGUACAUUCAAUAUAUACAAAAUGUAAAAUAAUCGAUGUCUUGAGUACUAAAAUUAACCACAACAAUUAAAACUCGAAUAUACUUACUAUAAAUAAAAAAAUUGAGCUAACAUUUAACAAAUGUAUACCAUUUCUAUCAUGUAAAUCAUAUCAUGCUAAUACAACCUUAUAAUCUCUAAGAAUAAUAAUAAAUAAUAAAUAAUUUUAGUUAGACAUAUACAAAGAUGAUAUAAAAUAUGUUCUUAUUAUAAACAAAACAAAAAAGAAAAAUAAUAAGUAAAAAAUAUAAUGUCAAAAAAUAUAUUUGACAACAAAUAUAAAAACAAAAAUAAGUGCCAAAGGGUGUGUAGAGGAUAAGUAGAUAAGGUACUUUAGUCAAUGUAUAAUCCCUAGUAUACAGCUUGUACACAGUAUAUAUACUGUAUUAUACUCAUCUAAUAAACUCAAUUGAGCCAAUACUUCUAUAUAGACAAAACAAAAGCCAUUAGAAACAGUUGCUUCUUAAAGAAAACACAUAUAGACAGAGGUUUGUUUACUUGUAUACCUUCGAGUACUUCAGCAGCGACAAACAUUACUAGACAAGAGAUUACGUAUUGUGGUACGGUGUAUGGAACAAACAAGUUAAAACUGAAGAGAAUCCCGAUAAAGACUAUGAUCUCAGAUGUCAAAAGGAUUUGCCUGCAGUUAGAGAUGAAUGCAUAUCAAGCACCAAGAAGCAUAUGAUCUAGAAUUUCAGUUUGAGGUAAGGGUUCGAACAUGUACCUGUCUUCGAACAUGUUACUGAUGUAACUCCCGACAAGAAUGUUGAUUGGUAGCACUGUGAGGUCAAGGCACGCCAGGAAGAUUGCAACAAAGCUUGUUGUCCAACCAAAAUAGUAUGAAGUAACAACACUAGAUUCCGAAAGUAUAAUAUCUCCAUCGUGUAUUUGAGCAUGAAGUAGAAAAACAGUUUCAAUACCUCAUAUCUUUGAAAGCCAUUGCUGAUUACUUCAGAACUCAAGGUGGAAGAUGAAGAUGAUUGCGAUGAAAGCGAAGAAUCUGCAGAAGAUUCUCGCAGACCUGCAAAAUCUUUUGGUGAUGCAUAUUCAAAUCAACAGUUAUUCCAUCUGUUCGAAGACCUUCCUCGACCACUCUAUUGUUUUCUUCUCUGUCCGUCACUGCAUAUCAUUCAAGAGAGUCCAAUCAAUACUCGUUUCAAUCAGUAAAGGAACAGUUUUCCUAUAAAAACUCUAACAAAAGUAUUACUUAAUGUUGUUUCAUUGUGAUUUCUGUGUGGCAUACCGAAAAUGAAUUUUAAUGCAGAUACACAAUAAUAGUGUCCACGUCAAUAAAAUUAUUUAAAAUAUUUUUUCAGUUUUCAUUCAAUAAAUCUAAGGCAUAAAUUUUCUUAGAAUUUAUGAAAUAUUUGAAUGUUUGUAAAUAUUGAUAUGCGUUCAUGAGCUUCUAAAAAUUUGUCAGUUACUUAUGUAUGUAACCCUAUAGAUCACCGCUUUAUUUUCUAAUAUUUUUAAAAAAAAUCAACAUAUAAUUUGAUAAAUUUUAUGAAAAUACAUGCACAUUUAAGCAAUAAAUAAAAAUAUUUUGAUUUGACUUAAUUAUAAUCAGAAAUAAUUAUACUUGAGCUUGAGUUUGAAAAAAUAAAUGUAACUCAAUAUAUGUACUCACAACAUGAGUGACUCAACUAAUCCAACUUAUACCUAAAUUCAUAGAUUUAAAUACAAUAAAAUAUAUAAUUUUAUACUAAUGAUAUAUCCACUUUAUAAAUAUAAAUUAUAGGAUGACUGAAAACAUAUUAAUAAAUAAAAAUAAAAUAUUAACCAACUGUUACAGUUUAGUUAUUUUGUAAAAUUUAUAUAUAUGCAUGAGACUUUAUAAUAUUAUCAUUAUAUUAAUAUAUGUAAUUUGGAACUGUAGUUUUUUUUUUCAUUUUAAGCACAAUAAUCUUAAGUUAAAUAAUAAUCUUACUAAAAUAUAUUUAAAUAUCUAAGACAACAAUCAACCUAAAUGCAAAUAAGAAAAUUAAUCAAAAUUUUAAUUUAGUUAAAAUAAAAAAAUAUUAUAGUUGAAUUUAGAGAAAUAGAUGAAAUCUAAUAUAUCCAAAUGAGAAUUAAAUUGAUUAUAAGAGCAACAAAAUCGACGAGAUAUAACAUAUCUAAAAUUAUAUGUGUAAUUAAUGUAAUAUAAAAUUAUUAAUAUAAAUUAUACAUACAAAUUAUGAAGUAACUUAAAUUAAAGUAAAUUUCAAUCAAUUAUUAUAAUAUAUUUACUUUAUAAAUAUUUAUAAUCUGUGCAUAAACACGAGAAAGUCUUUUAGUAAAUAUUUUAAAAGAAGUUGAACAUGAUAAAACCGAAUCAUUUUAUAUUGUUCUUCAUUUAGUAGUAGCAUAGAUAUGGUUGAAUAAUUUAUUACCUCUUUUUACGUAAUUAAGAGUACCAAACAAAAAGAUGUGGGAAAAUAUAUAUUUUUUGGAACACGUUAAAAAUAUAUUUAAUGGAGAUUAACUACCCAUUAUAUAAAUGUCGUCUGACUUUGAGAGUAACCAAGCGACUUGUUAAUCUAAACGAUAUUCAACCUGUUCAUCUUCUUUCCCCGCCAAAUCCAACCUCGGCAAUGGCUGAAUCUGACACGCGGGAGACUAACUGCGUGUACGUAGAGACCAGCCUAGACACUCAUCUCCUGGUUCUCCUUCACGACCGUGAAACCAUCUCCGAGUUCAAAGUGAAACUAUGCAAGGAGCAUCAUGAGUGUUUUCCCGAACUUGGAGAAAUUGAUAUAUCUGCGGUUAAGGUUAAUCGUGAGAAUACGAGGGGUCUCCUUUUUGAUUAUCACUUGCCAGAUUCUAUGCUCUUGAGUAUGGUUUUCAACGGCAUCGGUCGUAAUUGUUUGUUUGUGUUUGUUGAUGCUGCCGUCAAAGUUGAAAAUUGUUUAAUCCAUGAGGAAGACAAGAAUGAUUCUCUACUUUUCGAGGAAGAAGAUUUGGAAGUUGAGAAGACAAGAAAGAAGAGGGAACUGGAACUUUCCGAUGGAGAAAAGAGUUGGAAAAAAACAAAGGUUGAUGAUCUUAAUCAAUCUUCUGCUGCUGCUUCAGAAUUUGAUGUUGAUGGGAGUCACGAGUUAAGUGGAAAUGUUCAGCUUCAGCUUGAAGUUGUUGCUACUGAAUCUUCACCGAGAAAAAAACUAGAUGAUGAUACUCUUCCGGAAACAACAACAAGUAAAGAAACUGAGAUGGGUGAGAAAUCUAUGGAAGACGAUGUUGAAACUCAUAAUCUGGUUAGCCACCAGGCAAAUCAUUUAGCAACCAGAUCAGAUACAGAGAAGAAGAGAUCAGAAGAUGACAUCAAUCAGUCUUCUGCAGCUAAAGAAAUUGAGAAAUCUGUGGAAGAUGACACUGAAACCGAAAAUCAUUUGGACACUAACAGUAGGCUAACAGCCGGACCAGACGCAGAAAAGAAGAGAUCAGAAGAUAAAGCAAAUCAAUCCUCUGCUACUACUGCUAUUACAACUUCAAGAGAUAUUGUGAAUGAGAUAGGUAAAUUUCCUGGAAAUGUACCUGAAUCUCUUCCAAUCUCUAGAGGAGAAAAUCUUGAUGAUUCUUUUGCAGAAGCAACUCAAAAAGUUCUCAGAGAUAUUGUGAAUAAGAUUAAAGGAGUUCCUGCUGCAAAUGUUGAUUCUGUUGAUGCUACUCCUGAAUCUCUUCCAAUCGAAAAUCUAGGCAUUCCUUCUUCUACAGAAGCAAGUCAGAAAGAAACUGAGACGAUUCAUGAUACUUUGGGAUGUGGAAAAGCUAUACCAAGUGCUGCAGAUAAUAUCCAGGCCAGUAAUGCUGAAGCCAAUGCCGAUGAGGCUAAAUCAGUGAAGUCUAAUACUAAGACCAAAAAAUCCAAGACCCCAGCUGAAGAAGAAGAAACUCUGGUCGUUUCCUCUGAUGCACACAAUGUUGAUGAGUCUGUCAAAGCUGUGGAAGGAGAAGAGCCUGAUAGUAUUAUCAGAAAUGAAACCGAGGAAAACAAUGCUUCUCUUGAGGUUGCAGACUCCCAAGAAUUGUCAGUUGAUGAUGUAAACAAUGCUGCUUUGGAGGUUGCAGACUCCCAAGAAUUUUCAGUUGAGGUAAACAAUGCUGCUCCGGAGGAGACCCCUCUCAUCAAAGAUGCUGAGAGCGAUGCUUCACUUUUGAGAAAGUGCGCUGAUGAUGCUGUGGAUAAGAGCCUUUCCAAGAAAAGUCUAACUGAUGAUAUGGGAGACAAUUUUGGUUGCAGCCAAAAUCAAGAGAAACCAGAUCAAGUGGCUGGUGGGGCUAAAUCUAAAAAGGAGAAGAAGGGGCUUGAUCUUCAUCCAAGCGGUUCCUCUAAUGGUUCAUUGAGCUCAAUGAAACCGAAAGAGAAAAAAAGUAGAGCUCAACAACCAGCUAGCUCAAGUACAGAUCCUUUGCAGUCAAGGGUUCCAAAUGAUGGCAGUGAUGUGACUUUUAUGUCUAGGAAGCUAAGGAAACAAUCUGGACGGAGUAACAAAUAAGUUUUCAGGGAGCCUACAAGAUAUCCUGAGAAGAUCAAGCAGUUACAAGAAGGCAUUAAUUAGAGCUCAGUCACAACCUGAUAUAGACGAUGACUCUCCCGUAAAUUGCAUUCCUUCUUACCUAUUAUCAUUUUCUGGUUUAGUGCUGACUAAAAACCCGGUAAUGAUGUUUAAAAGUCAUGUCUUAUAUUAAAAGUCACCACAACAUUAGCUAGAUGUUAUGUCUUAUAUUUUGUCGUCAUUGCCUCUUUUUCAAGUGGUUUCAAUAAAUAUUCGUUUCACUUUGUAAAUGGAUCAUAUCAUGUCUCACCACUCCUUGCUUGCUUGCUUGCUUGGUUUCAAAGUGUAUUAAGUUUAUCUUCUAGUUCCUCGGACUACAUGGUUCUCAAUGGGUUAAUGAAUAAAUUUGUAACUAAGCCAUUGUAGACAACACAGUUCGAAGAACUGAAACACAAACUUGGAAUGACUUUGAAAUGGAUCAAGGAGUGAUGAGAUAUGAUAAAAGUAUGCAGCAAAGGUUGUGGUGCUAUUAUCUUUUAAGUUUAUGUGUCUUUAUGUCAAAUAUGAGACUCUUGAUACAGGUAAACCCAUGAGCUAUAAUAAAUAGAGUUGGCUCCCUAAAACUUGAACAUCUAAUUUCUCUUCAUAGACUGUGCCGAAUUGGUAACUGAGACCAACCAGGAAAAAACAGCGCAUUACCGAGUAAUACACUUAGGUAACCAAAAUAAGUUUCCAAUUCUCACAAAAGAAGCAGAAGAUGUUAUAGGAAUGAAAAGAAAGGACAAAAAAACAUAACCGGAUAUUUCAUUCAUAGUUAAACCGGGGAACGGAACAUUAAAGAGUUUUACAAACACAGAAACAGAAACAA